AUGACCGACAAGCCCUUGCAAAGGGCAUUGAGCAAUCCUGAAGCUGCAGGUCGACUGACGCUGUGGGCGAUAGAGUUGAGCGAAUUUGAUAUCAAGUACCACCCACGUGUAGCCAUUGAAGGACAGAUCGUAGCCGACUUCAUAGCAGAAUUUACUCGUGACGAAGACAAGGGGGCAGAAGAGUCCCCUCAGUGGAGCAUAUAUACCGACGGAUCAUCCAAUAGGCAAGCCGGGGGAGCCGGCAUCGUAUUGCUGUCACCUGAAGGAGACAGGAUCGAAUGUAUGGUCCAUCUAGACUUCCCCACCACCAACAAUGAAGCGGAAUACAAAGUAGUGGUAGCAGGCCUCGACCUAGCCAAAGCCGCAGGAGCCAAGAGCGUAAUCAUUUACUGCGACUCUCAGGUCGUGACCAAUCAUGUGAACGGAGAUUACGAAUGCAAGGGGGAAAGGAUGAAGAUAUAUCUUGAUCAAGUGAGGGCGAGAAUCGACGACCUAGAAGCCAAGGUCAUCCAAAUCCCCAGGGGAGAAAAUGAGCUCGCCGACCGGCUAACCAAAACCGCUUCAACAGAUCAUAUGAUAACAUCGGGUAAUGUACUUUCUUUUGUUCAACUUUCUCCACUAAUAGACCCCGGCAACAUGCAGGAUAUAUGCUCCGAAAGUAACUGGACCACACAGAUAAUUUGA
Messenger RNA from Quercus robur (English oak), 684 nucleotides. RefSeq lists its product as uncharacterized. The transcript has a single exon. The record is from RefSeq and is a predicted model, not a curated record. NCBI's taxonomy places the organism in Eukaryota, Viridiplantae, Streptophyta, Magnoliopsida, Fagales, Fagaceae. Gene Ontology annotation, molecular function: RNA-DNA hybrid ribonuclease activity; nucleic acid binding. Bases 1 to 684 code for a protein of 227 amino acids.